ACAUUUUUUUGCGGUAUUGUGAUUGGAAGAAAAGUGCAAUCAUCACCUUGAAAAUAAAGAUUAGGUGCUCAAUUCGGUCCGCAUUGCAGUGUUUACACAUUAGCUCUUUUUCCAAUGGUCAAAUGAACUCACAGAUUAGUGUUGAGUUCUGUAUAAAAACCUACAACUGCUACCAGGGCGACUUCUCUCACAGGCAAAGAUGGACUUCCCAGGUCACUUCGAGAACAUCUUCCAGCAGCUGAACCACCAGCGUGUCAGUGGUCAGCUCUGUGACUGUGUGAUCGUAGUGGGGGGCCAACACUUCAGGGCCCACCGCUCUGUCCUGGCAGCCUGCAGUACACACUUCAGGGCCCUUCUGAAUGCAGUGGAGGGGGAUGGUGGAGGAGCCAGUGUGAUGGAGCUGGAUCUAGAGGUAGUGACUCCUGAAGCUUUCUCCACCCUGCUGGACAUGAUCUACACCUCCACUCUCACUCUGGGGGUCUCCAACGUAAUGGAUGUGCUCCUGGCUGCCUCCCACCUGCACCUCAACACUGUGGUCAAGGCCUGCAAGCACCACCUCACCUCCCGCAGCUUCCCCACAUCGCCCCCGCGUGGUUGGAGUUCGCCAGUGCAGCAGCAGCGGUUCAGCCAUGCAGUGGACCAGCAGCACCUGAGGCAGUCUCCAUCCCAGGCAGCAGCCAUGGCCGGGGUCAACUCCAGGCAGCAAAGAUCUGUCCUACUCCAGCAGCUGGGGCUCAGCCUGGUCACAUCGGCCCUGGAAGGUAGCCUCGACGUUGGCGAGACUAAGUUGGAUGCUAGCCAGGCUGGAGGCAGGGACGGAGGGGUUGGAGCGGAUGGAAGCAUGGAGCAACUGGCAGCUCUCUCUGGUCGGCGUCACCACAAACGCAAGAGCUCUUCUCCCCAAAUGUUUCUGGAGGAGAGGCUGAACAGCAAGCAGAGUGGGUGCAGGCUGUCUGAGGGGAAUCACGGGGAGGGCUGUCCAAGGAUCUCCAGGAGUAAUGGGGGUGAUGAGAUUCACUCCCCUGACUCCCUGAAGACAGACGAGUGCCUCUGCCUGGAGAGGGGAAGUGCAGAGAAGCAGGAGGAGAAGUAUGAAGGUACUUUACAAGAAGAGGUACAGCUGCCUAGCCAAUCAGAUAGUAAUGUGGGAGGGACACGGGAUGAUGGGGGAGAGGAUCACACAGAGGGUUCUCAGGUGGAUGGAGGGAUUGUGUUUAAAGUGAAAGUGGGAGAAGAUGGAGAAGAGGAGGAUCAUAAGAUGGAUGUAGUUGUGAAGAGUGAGCAGGUGAACUCUUAUCCAGACACACCAGGUGUGUCCAAUUAUCCUCCAUUCCCAUCCGAGGACACUGGUGAUCAUCAGGAUGAGCCAGUUAAUGAUGAGAAAGACAUACUCAGCCCGAAGGGAAAUGACCCAAGCUCAUCCAACCCCCAUUCUAGCUCCAAUCCUCAGACAGACACACACCCACUCCAAGACAACACGGAUAGAGGAGAUGGGUUGUCUGAUAAUGAGGGCCUAGACAGAAACCAAGACCUGGGACUUUCCUGCAUUCUCAACCCCAGGAGUCAGCUUGAGGCAUUAGGAGUGGACAGUCUCAUUAACACCACCAUCAGUGAGGCUCAGGCAGAAAGCAAUGAGGCUGUUAGGUCACUUCAAAACUCAGAGGCAACAAACACCUCCUCUUCCUCCCUUAUGUUCCCAGUAACCUCUGUCCCCUUCCAGCAGCUCCUCAGUAGCGAGGGGCACAGUUUCAGUGAUGGAUUCAUCCUUCAGUCCACCCAGACUCAGGAUGUUCUGGGGGGCUUCUUGAGGGGCCUCAGGCCAGAUGUCGGCACCUUGGGCAGCCUCAGUUUGAGCACAUCCCUCUCCCGAUCAUCCAGGGCUGAGAUGACCGGAGUUGGGGGUAGCUUAGGGCUGCCAGUUUACCGUCGCAUCGCUCCAAAAGUGAACCCCAACUCUGAGGGCCAGAUAGAUGGACAACCCCAGGAUCCUUCCUCCUCCGGUCCAGCAGGGGGGGAUACUGCUCCUCGCCCUGCCCUCACCAGAGCAUCAGAGGACGUCCUUUCAAAGUGUAAGAAGGCCAUGACGGAGCACAACGUCCUGGUAGUGGAGGGGGCAAGGAAAUACGCCUGCCGGAUCUGCUGUAAGACCUUCCUAAACCUGACUGACUGUAAGAAACACAUCAGAGUCCACACAGGAGAAAAGCCCUAUGCCUGCCUCAAGUGUGGAAAACGCUUCAGUCAGUCGUCCCAUUUGUACAAACACUCCAAGACCACCUGUCUACGCUGGCAGAGCAGCCACCUGCCUGCCACGCUGCUCUGAGAGACCGGGAAAUCAGGUGGAAACACUGUGAAAAACAGCCGGUGCUACCAUUCAGAAAGCUCAUUGACAUUUUCCAUUGUUCUGCCAUAUCAGGGUUAUGUUUGCCUGGUCAUUGUUAUAAAUAUUGUUGAAGUAGACACUUUAAUAUUGAUGUGAAAACACAUGUUGACUGUGUUGAUGAUUUUAGAAAGCACACGCAGAAUGUACUGUAGUUUGUCUAGACGACGACUACAUGAAAUGUGAUGGUAAUCAUCAUAGAACAGAGAGAAUGGAACUCUUUAAUAUAAUCUUUACACUACUUCUCAGUAGGAUCGCUAUUGAACAGUGAUACAAAUUAAACUACAUUGGAACCAAACUGAUCCCUGACUAU
This is a messenger RNA of Oncorhynchus tshawytscha (Chinook salmon), 2690 nucleotides long. Its product is annotated as zinc finger and BTB domain-containing protein 5-like. Gene Ontology annotation, biological process: regulation of transcription by RNA polymerase II. The record is from RefSeq and is a predicted model, not a curated record. Gene Ontology annotation, cellular component: nucleus. The coding region runs from base 200 to 2320 and encodes 706 amino acids. NCBI's taxonomy places the organism in Eukaryota, Metazoa, Chordata, Actinopteri, Salmoniformes, Salmonidae. Gene Ontology annotation, molecular function: DNA-binding transcription factor activity, RNA polymerase II-specific; protein binding; RNA polymerase II cis-regulatory region sequence-specific DNA binding. The transcript has 2 exons.